Anneissia japonica is the source of this 3279-nucleotide messenger RNA. RefSeq names its product protein phosphatase 1 regulatory subunit 12A-like. NCBI's taxonomy places the organism in Eukaryota, Metazoa, Echinodermata, Crinoidea, Comatulida, Comatulidae. The record is from RefSeq and is a predicted model, not a curated record. The transcript is spliced from 8 exons. The coding region runs from base 1 to 2442 and encodes 813 amino acids.
AUGUCAAUAUUGUGUCUAUCUUCCUCUAAAACAGGUAAAAUAUCAAGCAAAUAUAAUAUCAAUGGUAUUGGUAAUGAUGUAAGGGAAGAAAAGACAGACCACGAUGAGGAUGAGAAGGAGGAUAGGGAUGAAGAUGACACUCUAAUGGACCCAAAGUUGAAGGAGGCAAUUGAGAAGAUGCAGAAACUAGAUCGCAUCCUAGCAAAGAAGGUGAAGAAAGAGAAAGACGUGAAACGACAGAGACUUCUUCUGGAACAGAAGCUGCUGGAGGAACUGGAAAGAGCAAAACCAGAGGGCAGAGAUGAGACUAAAGAGUCAGCGGAGAACACCACCAAAUUCCUGGCCCUCAAACCACCUCCAAAACACUAUGAGGGGAUCUUGACUGAAGAGGAGGAAGUCUGUUUCUCACCUUUGUUUGCUACACAACCUAUUGACCUCAAAGAUGGCCAGUCCCAGUAUUCAGAUGCCACUAGUGAGGGUGCUAGCACUUCAAGAUCAACAUCUACAGGAAAGUUCUCCACAAAUAGUCGCCAAACUUCCGGCAGCAACAAGAAAAGAAACAAUAGCAAGGAUAGGAAAGGAAAAAAGACAAAGAAAAAUUGUGCAGAUCCAAAAGACGAGACAAAUUUCAUUCAGAGAAACAUUCAGCUUGCCUCAGAUGCCAGCAACGUUAUCGCAAUGACGGAUGAUGAGAAGCGUCGACUUGAAGAUCUGCUGGCAGAUGUAGAGAUGUUAGGUGAUGGCGAUGACAAUAAACAGAAUGAUGAGAAUUUACAUACCUUGCAAUUACAUUCGGUGCCAGGCAUUGGGUACCAUCCUGACCAGACUGACAUGCAGGCCCUAAAGGAUAUCGAUGAAAAACUAAAGGAAUUGAUGCCGGCAGAAGACUUUGAAUCAAUUUGUAGCACGCCAAGAGAAAUAAACAUCCAUCCUUCUGUAGCACUGACACACAUCAGUGACCUUCGAGAAUCUCUGGAUGUGAUGGAGUUAGGAGAAAAAGUACUGCAAGAAAACCAAGAUAUGAGAAAUCAGCAGGAAAAGUUAAAGAACAUCGAGAAGGAGUUGGUGAAAUUACAGAACCGUGUGGAAAUGGAGAUUAUAUCACCAAGAAUGUCAAAGGCCCAACUGUCAGAACUUUACGAAGAAUUCACAGAUGUUAGUUCACGUGCGACAUCCGAGACAAAUUCCAUAGCAUUAUCCUCUCCCAGGACACCCCAUGGAGCAGUAUCCUCUCCCAGAACACCCCAUGGAUUUAAUUCACAGACUCAGUCAACAGUAGAUGCUUCUUCUCCCCGGACCCUUAGCCAGACCUCAUCCGUGUCGUUACAAGUGUCUACUCCUGUGCCUGAAGAUGAGAACAUGGUAGCAGCGUUACCCAAUGAUGUUCUUAAGCUGCUGUUGGAAGAGGCCAAGAGUGAGAUGAGUCACAACCGGAGUCGGCUGAGUACAGUUCAAGAGGAGAGUGAGGUGGAGUACUCAGUAACAUCAUCCUGGGAUUGUAUGACAAAUGGAAACGCUCCAGCAAUCAUACCAUCAUUAUCAGAAAGCAUCAUUCAAGAUUUGAUCAAAAACCCCAGAGUGACGUCCAAGAGUUUGUCCUCCAGUAGAGCCAAUAGCUCGGCAUCUCUGCCAAGCAAUACUUCGCUGUCAAACCAUCAGGAAUCAUUUUCUGUCACACCAACUUGCUCUAACACAGAGGUUUAUGAUGAGGAAAGCACACCAGUGCCUGAUCCAAGCUUAGGCCACACUGACAAUGGAAAACUUGCAGAAUCAUCUCCCAGAUAUGACAUUUCUGAAGAUACUGUGUCUGGUAAUUUGAAUACCAAGCAGUCAUCUGAGCAAGUUGCCAGUAAAAACACUUCUGCUGUAAAAUAUGACACAGAAACAAUUUCUGGAGACAAUGUUGUUGUGAAGAAUUCAAAAACACCUGGUCAAAACAUUAGAAAUGAUUAUGUUUCACCUAGAGAUGAAAGAAAUUCAACAUCAGAUGGGAGGAAUUCAAGAUCAUUUUCAAAGGGAAGGAAUUCCAGAUCAUCCUCAUAUGUAAGGGACUCUAGAUUAACUCCAGAUGGACUGAAUGAAAGUUUAACCUCAGAUGGAAGGGACUUGACAUCAACUGCAGAUGAAAAAGAUCUGACAUCAACGCCAGAUAGAAGAAAAGAUUCUUCAUCAUUGCUAGUGAGAGUGAAGCCACAAGCUAUGUUGUCACGCACCGACCCAGAGGCUUCAAUCUCUAGAGCUGCCUCAGCGACAUCAACCUAUCGUUCGGAUUCACAAGCCUCUACCAACACCGUAAUAUCCUCAUCCGAUUUUGAGUAUGAAAACCAGGAAGAGAUGAAAGACAACAUUCUUUGUAAAGAUCAACAAGGUCCCAUACCAACACCACCAAAGACUGGUGUGCCAUCAAGAACAAGAUCAACUUUCAGUCCACCAUUUUUUUGAGGAAAAUAAAAAUGAAAUAUGCUGACAGUCCAAACCAUUCUGUGUGAGUGUUCGAUGACAGGACACUAUCUGCUAAUUGUUGAUGGCAGUCUGAACAUAUCGUCAUUUAAAACAAUCUGAUGCACACCUUGUCACAUUGCAUUCCCCAUGGAAUCGCGUUGGCCGAUCACCGUCGGCACAGUGUGUGUCUGGAUAUAAUUUUUUUAUGGAGUGUUUUGAGAAAAUCAAGAACAAAGAACAUUAAAUGAACUAUGAUAGAAAUUACUUGUGCAGUAUGUUGUACAAUAGUAUAUAGUGCCAGGAUUUUGCUGAUGGGGUGUCCGAUGUCCUCAGUGGGGUAGUCGAUUUUUUUUCUCCUGACGAAUUGUAUAUUUCUCCCCAGAUAGAAGGGCCAGCUCUUCCCGAUGGAAGGGGGGGGGGGCACUGUUCCGCAACACACACACACACCCACACACACAUUGGUGCCAAUACUGAAGCAUAGGUCUUUAACCCAUUGUGAGUACAGUAUAGCCCACAUGAGUACAGUAUUACACCUAUGGCAACAUUAAAGUAUUUGUCACAGACCCUAAGGUUGGAAUCAUAAGAACACUAUAUUAUUUGUUUCUGCUAUGUACAAAAAUAGUUCUUUUUACUCUAAAAUACAAUUAACAUUUAUCAAUCGUACAGAUAAAUAUUGUGCAGAUUUGUUUGUAAAAUUUUCUUGUCAUUAUACCUUGAUUAUUUUAAUGUAAAUAACUAUUCUAUUUGCUGUACAUAUUCCUGCAAAUUUUACAAAUGGCAUGUUUGCGAGCAUUAUGUCACAGUUGAAACAAUAAAAUUUUUAUGAUUCAAAUAUAA